Messenger RNA from Cladocopium goreaui, 1877 nucleotides. The record is from the annotation of a GenBank genome assembly. Lineage: Eukaryota; Dinophyceae; Suessiales; Symbiodiniaceae.
AUGCACGGGUCCUAUCACUUCUUUGUGUCUAGGCCCUGCUCCACCGUACCUCCAUGUACUUUUACUUCUGCCUUGCUUCCCCGUCUUUUGUCUCUCUUUUGCCUCUCUUUUUGCACCCAAAGCCGCUUUCACUUUCACCAUAGCAGCAGGUCUCGUUUUUCAAUCCAGCUUUCCAAGCCUCAAGUUGUGCCUGGCCAGGUGACCAAAGCAUCGAGUUGGGAUAAGCCAGAAUGCCUGAAGAACGCAGAUGAAAAGCUGAACACCACCAGUUGGAAAGAGUACAAGACUGCAGAUGGCCGCGACUACUACUACAAUCCCAUCACAAAACAAAGCGUUUGGGAUAUGCCUAUCGAGCUGAAACGCUUGAGGGGAUUAGCAAAAGAGGAUGAGAGCGAUGAUGAAAAGGACAAGAAAAAGGAAGAAGAGAAGAAAGAGGAAUGGAAGACCCCCGAAGACAGGAGAAACGCUUUCCGCGAGUUGCUGGAAGACAAGGGCGUGAAAAGUAGCAUGAAGUGGGAAGAGGCUUUGAAGCUGAUCCAGGAUGAUAGAAGAUUUGGUGCCCUGACAGCUGCUGGUGAAAGAAAGCAGGCUUUUGCAGAGUACAUCACACAGACAAAGAAACGCGAGAAAGAAGAGGAAAGAGAGAAGAGGAAGCGUGCCAAGGACGAUUUUAUCGAAGCCCUGCAAACAUGGAAGGACUUGAAGCUGACGACUAGAUACAAAGAUACAGCAGAGCACUUCUACAAUGAGGAGUGGUUCAAGCUCUUGGAAGAAGAUGAGCGUGUGGAAGUUUUUGAUGACUUCAUGGACGAGCACGAGCAAAAAGCGAAAGAGGAUCGACGGAAGCAGCGGAAGGAGUACGUCGAAAAGGUCAAGGAGACCUAUGCCAACCAUGAGAAGAUUUCCGUCCUGAGUCGAUGGAGGGAUGUGCAGGAUGCGUUGAGAGACAAUGAGCAUUUCAAGUGGCUUUCAAAGCUGGAAGCCUUGACCUCCUGGGAAGAAUGGGUCCUCGAAACAGAGAAGAGUGAGCUCAAGGAGAAAACGAAGAGCAAGUAUCGCACAGAGCGGAAGAAUCGGGAUGCGUUCCGGGACUUGCUACGACAGCACGGAGAUGAGGGAAAGAUCACCUCCAGCACUUUUUGGGGAGACUAUGCUGAGAAGGUUGUGAAGGAUUCCCGCUACAUUGCGUUAAUAUCGCAGCCUGGAUCUACCCCGCAUGACUUGUUUGAUGACUACCAGGAGGAGCUCCAUGACAAGUACAACCAGGACAAGAACAAGCUGAAGAAGCUUGCCAAGUCCAAGGGCCUUGUGAUCACUACCAGCUCGACAUGGGAAUGGUUCAAUGGAGAGCUGAAAGACGAGAGCAUUUUCAAAGAGAUUCCCUCGGAUCAUCGGAAGUCCAUGUUUGAAAGCCUUGUGGUCAAGGCCAAAGAAGCAGAAGAGGACGCUGAAAAGGUGGCAAAGAAGAAUCGCAAGAAGUUUGUCGAACUUUUGCAGAAGUCUCGGGAGGUGACGGCAAAGACCAGCUACGAGAAAGCCGGGAAGCUGUUGGGUUCCAGUCCAGCUUGGGAGGCUAUGGACGAUGCAACCCGAAGGCAAUGCUAUGACAUUUUUGUGGAUCAGCUCAAGAUUCAAGCUGGCACAAAGGAAGAUGCGGUUGAAGAAGAUGAGGACGCCAAGAAGAAGAAAAAGGAAGGGAAAACAACAAAGAAGCGAAAGCAGGAUGAGGAAGAAGAAGAGCCUCCAAAAAAGACGAAGAAAAAAAAGGAAGAACCCAGCAAGGAUGAGGAAGAGACGACUAAAAAGAAGCCCAAGAAGAAGUGAGCGGGGCUGACCCGGUGUAGCUGCAAAUUUGUUUGCAAUCAAGCUCUCUGUCU